AUGCUGCACUCGGUCGCGAAUUACUUCCACAAAAGACGAGAAGGUCUCCAGCGAGCUGCGGGGUACUUCGGCGGCGCGUACCUAUUGGGGCAAUAUGUUCUGGGGCGGCUAGAGGACGUCCGCAUGAAGGUCAUGCAGGACCGGUUGGCCCAAGAGAAUCUCAGGAGGAGGUUUGAGCAGAACCAGCAGGAUGUGUCGUUUACGAUUAUGGCGCUCCUCCCGACGCUCUCGAGACAUAUCCUGGAGGGCAUGGACGUGGAGGGCGUAACAAACGAACUGCAGGCGUUCUCGAAGGCGUCGAAGACACCGAACGGCCAGGCUGAGUCGCAGCCCUCCGCUCCUCCGUCUCACGCCUCUAUUAUACCGAGUAUUGAGCUAUCAAGUCCAAGCCAGGACGGCCAUAUGGAGAACGGGUCCGUCUCGUUCAUUUCGUCUGUGCAGGACAACGAUGCUUCUCCCACUAUGUCUGCAUCCACAACAAGCUGGACAGACCCGUUUCCGGAUCUGUCCAGGAAGCCCUCGACCAUCGGAUCAGAUUCUGAGAUCAUCUCCAGCCUGUCGAGCUCACAACAUCAUGUAGAGUGGUCAGGCUCUACGUUGUCUGCAAGCUCUUCGUCCAGUGCCGUCGCAGAUAACUGUAAAACUUCACCACCGGAAAGCAUUGCAUCGGAAACAUCAAGCUCAAUGACAAGGAGUAAAGCAGAGUUGUGGAAAGAAGUGAAGAUGCUAACAUUCACGAGAACACUGACAAUAAUAUAUUCUGUGACCCUUCUAUCCCUUUUUACGCAUAUACAACUAAAUUUGCUGGGUCGAUCAAAAUAUAUCCAUUCGGUAAUACAAGCUGAGCGGGAGGAGAGGCGGAGAGAAAAGCGCCAGUACGAUUUAGAAACACUGUCGUUUCUCCGAGAGGAUGAAGAUUUGCAAGAAGAGCCGGAGGAAGGCACAAAGGAUCUCGAGGCCGUGGAUGAGGAUACUGAGAGAAAGUAUCUCACCUUGAGUUGGUGGAUCCUUCACGUGGGUUGGAAAGACGUUGGUGAACGAGUACGAAGAGGCGUGGAAGAGGUGUUCGAGGGGGUUUCACUCAAAACAAAGUUUUCAGUCGGUGACUUAUUUCGACUCGUGAAUGACGUUCGCCGGCGAGUGGAAUAUGAAGUGACUUUCGAAGGCCAGGAGCGGCGAAUAAACUUCAUGUCUACACUGCUGCCGCCGACGAUAGAGACAUUGCAGCAUGUUCUCGUCCAGGGCGGGAUUCCUACUCGCGUCGCAAGUGCAACGGAUGCGCAGUUCGAGUCCCUCCUUACAGAGACCCGCACCCACAUUUUUUCUGCGUCGUUCCAACGCGUGCUGGAGGUUUGUCUUGACCAGGCAACAGAUAUGCUUUUUUCUGGCCUGCGGAAGAAUAUCUUCAGUGGAGAGACGAUCGGAUGCGGUGUGGACGGCGACGACCAGGAGGUCCGCGAACGCUUGGCCGCAAUGUUACCCGGUCUGGGUAGAUGGUGUCAUUUAGCAUUAGAAACCUAUCCGAACGAAUUGGUGGACGGUUUGGCAGGACUCAGGGACAUGGAAGCUCUUUCUGCUAUUAUAUACUCAAGUUACGAUGAUCGUUUUCGAUAG
Messenger RNA from Fibroporia radiculosa, 1614 nucleotides. RefSeq lists its product as uncharacterized. The transcript has 7 exons. Gene Ontology annotation, biological process: protein import into peroxisome membrane. Gene Ontology annotation, cellular component: peroxisomal membrane. The coding region runs from base 1 to 1614 and encodes 537 amino acids. The record is from RefSeq and is a predicted model, not a curated record. NCBI's taxonomy places the organism in Eukaryota, Fungi, Basidiomycota, Agaricomycetes, Polyporales, Fibroporiaceae. Gene Ontology annotation, molecular function: protein-macromolecule adaptor activity.